Messenger RNA from Rotaria socialis, 735 nucleotides. The record is from the annotation of a GenBank genome assembly. NCBI's taxonomy places the organism in Eukaryota, Metazoa, Rotifera, Eurotatoria, Philodinida, Philodinidae.
AUGAAAUCUACAACGUCAAAACUUGUCAUUAUUGUCUUAUUUUUCGUGGAUACUGCUCAAGUGGCUGCUAGUGCUGAUUUCGUUCACUUACGUCCACAAGGUCAUUGGCCACAUUGGCUGGCCGAAUCCAGUGAUAAUCGAGAUGAUGCACUGAAAAUAUGGAAUAAAGAAAAACUGACUAGUGGAUCCAGUGAAAGCCGUACGACUCCGUCACCAAUCGAAAUGUUACAUUCGAAACCAUCAUUCAAAGGAUGUACUGAUCCAUCUGAACCAUUUCAAUGUCCACAAAGUGAACGAUGUAUUGCUUUACAGUUUAUUUGCGAUGGUCAACCAAAUGAUUGUCCUGAUAAUAAUGAUGAAAAUGAAGAGACAUGUAUAGCAGUCAAAAGACCAGCAAAAGAAAACAUUGAAAAUUUUCUUCGUGCUGUGUAUACGUUACAUGGUUUACGAUUGUUUACAUUUUUAUUCGGUCAAACUUUUUCUAAAACUAUUAAAAAGAAUAUGUCAUAUUGGUUGGAAGCUUUAGCCUCGGCAUUUUCAGUAUCGAAAAAUAUUCGUAUUUUUGGUACAAAAUUACGAAUGCCAUCAAAAGAUCUUGCACAUUUUCGGCGUAUCAUACAAAAAAUUCACCAAGGACUGUUGGAAGAAAUCCCAUUAUUUGCACAGGAAGCCGUAAAUCAAGGAUUGGCGUCAUUGAUUGAAAAACUUCAUAAAUCCGGAUUCAUGGAAGAAUAA